AUGACAAUCAAGAAGUACAUUCGAGCUCUCCCAGACUGUGUAGCUGACUUUGUUCAGGCAGCCGCAACUCCCGCUACCGACACUGCAGCAUCACAAGUUUCAAAAUCUUCAUGCCAGAAUCGCAAGCGAAAGGGUAACAACAACAAGAACUAUGCUACUACUGCUGCUCCUCUCAACGUUGUUCCCAUACAACCCAGCAACCAGAACCGCCAAGCUCCUGUUACCAACGCACCGCCGGCUAAGUGUGCGUAUACUCAUGUGCAUCCUCAGUGCCCAACUUGCACCUACCAUCACCCUGCAGGGGUGAAUUGUCGUUUCUGUGCAAACUGCAACAUCUAUGGCCAUUUUACUGCUCACUGUUGUUUAGGUGCACGUCAACAAGCAGCUCAAGCUAUUCUAGCACCCCCAGCUCCACUCCCUGCUCCUCAGGUCAACCAAGUAGCUCCUGCACCCGGUGUUCAUGCACGAGCUUGCUACUCUUGUGGUGACCCGAAUCAUUUUGCUAAUGUCUGCCCACUGCGUGUGGUGAAACAAGAACCGCAGCAGCAACCACCGCAACAAUAA
Messenger RNA from Helianthus annuus (common sunflower), 564 nucleotides. RefSeq lists its product as uncharacterized. Gene Ontology annotation, molecular function: nucleic acid binding; zinc ion binding. Lineage: Eukaryota; Viridiplantae; Streptophyta; Magnoliopsida; Asterales; Asteraceae. The record is from RefSeq and is a predicted model, not a curated record. The coding region runs from base 1 to 564 and encodes 187 amino acids. The transcript is spliced from 2 exons.